AUGCCUCCAAAUACCCCCUAUGUCAGACUAGUAACUAUCGGCGCUGGCAGGAUCCCCACCAAUCCGGCGGUCGGGGAGUAUUGGUCUCCGUUUAUCGUGUAGACAGCUUACCUCGCCCUUGCUCUCCCCUUCAGCGUAGUUUCUCCCCUCUCCUACCUAUGCAGUGCCAUGCGACCCCUCCUUUGAAGGAGAAGUCGCCGAUGCCAUACGAAAGUUGGGCAACAAUAAGGCACUCGGAAAAGACGGUAUACCCGCUGAAAUCUUCAAGUCUUGUGUCGACACUCUGGCGCCCUGGCUCCAUGAGGUGACUGAACGAGCGUGGAGAGACGAAGUUGUUCCUGAUGACUGGGGCUUAGGCAUCCUUGUACCUAUCCUCAAGAAGGGAGAUAAGACGAGAUGCGAGAACUACCGCGGCAUAAGUCUCAUCGGCGUUGCUGCGAAGAUCUUCGCUGUUGUCCUACUCAGGCGAUUCCAGGCUGUACGCAACUCAAGGACGAGGCCCAACCAAGCCGUAUUUCGUGCUAGACCUGGAUGCGCAGACCAGAUAUUCACCCUGAAACGCAUUCUCGAAUUUUGCCAUAGCUACCAACAACCGACGGCCGUCUGCUUCACUGACUUUGCUGCCACGUUCGAUUCCGUCCAUCCUGAGUCCCUGUGGCGGAUAAUGGCGCUAGAUGGUGUACCGGCAAAAAUCAUCGCCAUGAUCAAGGCCUACUAUCGCUCCACCACUGCGAGAGUCCUGGUCCGCAACAAUCCUUUCCAACCGUUCGGUAUUCGGUCUGGCGUUCGUCAGGGCUGUAUCCAGUCACCCAUUCUGUUCAACUAUGCUAUUGAUUGGAUCCUCGGGAGGGCCCUACAAGAAGGUGACGGCGUUGAGUUUGCACCCGGACAUCGACUGACUGAUCUCGACUAUGCCGAUGAUAUCGCCUUACUUGCCCCAAGUUUUGGUGCUCUGCAGUCUAUGGUGUCACGGGUGUACGAGGUCGUUAAAUCGAUCGGUUUAUCCAUAAACGCUGGGAAGACUAAACCGUUUUCAAGCUGCAUCCCUGACCAGGAGAAGGUACCCCUCGGGAUUGCUGGCUGUCAACUUGAAGAAGUAGACAGUUUUAAAUAUCUCGAGCGAGACUGCUGCCUAAUGGGCAGAAUAAGGACUACAUCGUCUCCCGAGUCGAUGUUGCCCGCUGGGUUUUCCCAAGCCUUCGGAAAUGCCUAUGGAUCCGACGUGACCUCUCCAUCGUCAUUAAGAUUAGCACGUACUGUGCAUCUGUCCGGUCUGUUCUCCUCUAUGGUUAUGAAUGCUGGGCUUUGCGCGUGAAGGACGGGCGAAAACUAGAGGUAUUUGACCACCACUGCUUGGGGACCAUCCUUCGAGUAACGUUCACCGACUUCGUCUCAAAUGAGACAGACCGCGCUCGCUGCGACAACAUCGCAAGGAUAACUCGGGUCAUCCAAAAAAGACGACUGAGGUGGUUCGGACAUGUUCUUAGUCGUCCACCUUAGGAGCUUAGUGUUGCUGCCCUCGAUCCGGCAGCAUUAUCCCAUUGGAGGCGUCGAAGAGGGGGUCAGUUCAAAACCUGGCUCGACACAGUUCGUCAAGAUAUGGAGGUGGUUCUUGGACCUUCAGUAUUCGGUCUCUGUCGUUGGCGAAGGAAAUGGGUGGAGCUGUCCAGAUCUGCUGCCGCGGAUCGUCACGCGUGGAGAGGUACAGUUCGUGACAUCAUUGAGGCCGGCUAGAUCAGGCAUGAUCGCAGCCGUGUCAAGUGUAUGCAGGUCGAGCCCAUAGUGGUAAUUCUGCCCUCGCAAGCGAUGACGUAUACCGCGUACUUCGUGGAGUCGGCGCAGCGCCGGUUAGUUAUGAUUAAAUUGGUUUAUUGUAAGACGGCCUUGCGCAGCAUGUCCCGCACUUUCUCCUCCCUUGCCCAACAGUGUCGAAACGACCGGAGGUUGGCUCGGUCUCAUUGGCCAAAUAGCCCGUCUACGCGUGCCACACACACGAUCUGGUCCGGCGGCAUGUACAAGACCUCCGUAACGGCGACUGGGGUCUCGCGUUAGUAAUGUGGCUAGGGAGACCACAAUAGGAGGUGGUCGUUUCGGCCUGACUCCCAGUCCUCCAGUCACUCCAAGCUACUGCCUUGAAGAACGAGUUGCCUCUAGCCCGGAGCGGGGUUGAUAAAACGAUUGUGUCGAAAAAGGUGGCACCAUCUAUGGACCAGCCGACCUCUCUUGUUUUGUGAACUCCCUUCCUCCAGUAGAAUUGCCUACCAACUCACCUGUUAGAUCAGUUGUGAAUUCCUGGAGACAAAAGUGCCUGCUGAUGGCACAAGUUGGUUCCAUCGGUCGAGCUAUGUGAGCGUGAUUAAGAUCGCGAAAAUUUCUUAACUUAGGCUACAGUGCUGACGAAAAUGAGACCUCUGUUAAGUUGUAGUGACUUUUCGCUGAUAAAUGUACCGGCUCCUCAUUCUGAACAGUAUUCGUGCACAGAGCUCCUCUAUGUACGGUAGGUGGGCUAACUCAUGAAAUGUCAACCAAAAUUCCGAAAUACGUUUUCGUUUCGAAAAGAUUAAUUAAGUGGGGUUGUAAAAUUAAUCAUUAUGCAGCAUAAUUCUAUAAUAAUUCAGUCACUCCAGGACGUCGACUUUUUAACGAACUUCUUUCCGGCUGUAUGCAAAAAGGACACUGUAAAAAAUGACGACUUAGGUGGCAUGAAUUUUUAUCAUUGAUAUUCUACGCCUCGGUAGGAAAUUACGUCUCCUUCCAAUAUCAUACUCGAAGGGAGGGUGUGAUUCGGUUUCCAGAAUCUUUUCCAAUUCCCGAGUAAUUAUGAACCCGGACCUGCCGUUACAUUUGGAUUCAGGGUUUCCAAACUACAAACCGUUUAUUUUCCGCGUACGUAAAACCACACACUUCUGUACGGUAUUAAGAGGAGACCAUACAGGUUUUAUAAGAUUUAGCAGUGAAUUUGAUCCAUAUUGUUAACUUUACAAUCCAAAUUGGUAAAUGCAGAGACAUGAAGUUUUAUAAACGACCUUUUCACGGUUUUAAAAAGUCCCAUAAUUAGAAACUCUUUCAAAACCUAAUUAUGUCCCUCCUUUGAGUACAAACUUGAAAGAAGACGUAAUUUUCUACCGAAUGAACAAAAGAAGCAAUAUUUUUAUGCAUGUUUUCCAUGAAAUAUAAUUGAACUUUUAGGGGCAUAGAAAAUCGAUGAGAAAAAUGUAUGCUACAUAAGUAGUCAUUUUUUUACAGAGUGUAUUUCUUGCAUGCAGUCGGAAGGAAGUUCGUUCGAAAGCCGGCAUCCUGACGUAACUGAAAUAUUGUAGAAUUAUGUUGCAGGCUGACUAGUUUUACAAGACUACUUACUUAAUCUUUUCGAAACGAAAAAGCAUUUCAGAAUUUCGGUUGACAUUUCAUGAGUUAGCCCACCCACUGUACAGUUAUUACUGCUCUUAAAAAGAAUUGACAGAAAUGUUCCCCAAUACAGUCACUUUGCCGAAAAGGGGUCAUAGUUGGGGGAUUUUUUUCGAAAGCAUGUGAGUCCUUGCAGGCACGAGAUGAGCUUUUCCCGUAACCGCAUCGACUGAUUUCCACGAUACUGAAUGUUUCCGCUCGCAACCGACUGAAAGAGCAGCUUCGUCCAAUUUAUGAAUUUUCAUGCGAGCAUUAGUACAUUUUACCCCCCCUCCCUUAACCAAACGCAAGAAAUGAUGGGACCUGCACAACACUAACAGCUUGAGCGAUAUUUUACCGCCCAUAUGGCCACUCAGUGGGGCAUUUACAAUCGCAGAAGGAAGUCAAAAAAUGAGCGGAGAUAACGAUGAUGACUUCGAUUUGAAGACAAAUCUAAGUUGUUUCGUCCGCGGAAAAAUCGCCAGUAACUUUCAGCAACUAGAAAAGGCGGGCCCAACGUUCCAAUUUUUCCUUAUCUUAUCUGUGGAGAAGGAUGGAGUAUGUGGACUUCCGUCGGUGGCAUACCAUAUUAAAGCAUUUUUUAAAAUAUGGAACAUAACAGCGAGGAUUUCCCAACUGAUAAAAAGCAUAUCUAUCCCAGACCUCAGUUGUGGACGUUGUUUUUAUGUUGGCAAUGAGGUUUAAUGCUUGAUCCGUCGCCAAAUAUGACCCAAACGGCCGUCUGCGGGGAAAAUAACGCUCAAGAACUCAUUACUUCGGUAAAUACUUUCGUUAAAAACCUUAUUUGGAGGUUUUGAUAGACAAAAGUUAUACAGCCUACCUUCUAGGCCAGGUUACUAAAAAUACUGAAAACGACCAAGUGUUCCGUGACAUUUUCAUGGACAUCCUGCCACUCAGUGGGCUGAACCAUCACCUAAGCCUACACAGUACUUUCAUUUAAAAAAACUCCCAUAAUACACAGAAAAUGACACUUUUACGAUUGCAUCUGCUGAUCUGUACAAGUUUAUUAAUCAAAGGCAGACCUCAUAACAUGGAACCUCAUAAAAACUUUGAUGCUUGUGAAGUCUCUAUCAGCGAAUUAAAGUGAAGUCAUCUUUUCUCUAAUUAACCGUAUCUCGGACAAUACAAUGAUGGAAAAUACAUCGAAUUCUUGCAACAAGCUUUCAAAACACAUCAGCAAACAUUGUGCACCAGACUUUGCGCCAUACUUUACGUAGUACUAAUUCUUUGAGCAUAUAUACUGUAAAUGCAUGUGCCGUUUUAGUUACUCAGACUUCGUACACUUUUGAGAACUCUGUCAACUCGUUUGAAACAGCUUUUCGCGUUUUCGAAAUUUCUACCUUUCUUGGGAAAACUGUCCUUUUUAGCCAAUGAACUGCUACUUCAAAUGCUGCUUCGGUGUUUUCACUUAACCUGGUGUCGUUCAUUAUUGGUUUGGUGUUUUGGUGGAUGAAUGUGAAGUGGUUUCCGACUAAUUACAGAUUUUUUAAUAAGUCAGUAGUACUUCAUUGGUAAGGUCACCUGCCGUAACAUUCUGGGGACGGGUGUCCAUCCCACUGGCCUAUGAUCAAGACUUCUUCGAGUCAAUGCGCAAAUACCCCGUUCGCAGUGGCAUUCCUCACGUAAGAGGAGUAUGCUCUCUCUCUCCCUCUCUCUCUCUCUCUCUCUCUCUCUCUCUCUCUUCUCUCUCUCUCUCUCAGGAAUUCCCCCUGCUUACUGGAUGUCGGCUAAUUUUCCUAGGACAGGUUUUAGCGAAAUGAGGAGAGAGAAAAAUCGAUCAGCAUGAGGCCGGCCAACACAGCUUGCCACUUUAAGUUAACUUUCUGGUCGAUUAGGUGCAGUUUACGCUUUGACAAUGAAGAGCCGACCCAGCUCUUUGAAACGUUAGCAGUUAAAUAAACCUGUUCCGGAGAGCCAAUUUUCUUCUUCUAAUGUACUUGUCUGGUCAAGCUUUUCUCAAAAACAACCACCUCAGGUAGGAAAUAAUUUAGAUAGCAGAAAAUUUCGAAGUUCAGUGACUUUCUGAGACAUCCGUCCGAAUGCGUGUGCAGUUAGCCGUUGGAUGUGGUAAGUCUGCGCGCCUCUUGUGUCCGCGUGCAGCGAAUGCGGGCGAAGGGCCUUCACGCCAGCCCGGACACUGCACUCAAUCUCAUUACUCCAUCACUGGUGCUUGGAAGAGCGAGAGGGAGAGGGAGGGAGAGAAAGACCAUCCUCUCGUACGUUUGCCCAUGAAGAUAUUACCUUUUGGUGCCAUUUCGAGUCAUAUGUGAAGGUGUGCAAAUUUUCUAAAUCGUUUAUGUUUUUCGGGGUGACCGGGCCGGCUUAUAGCUACCUUUUUUCCCUACAUCCCAGACUGAUGCUCCUCGGUGACAGAGGAGCGCUCACCGAUCGCGUUACGGAACUAACUCGUCCCGUCGGGCCUUACGGGUUCUCUCUCUCUCUCGAGCCCCGCCAGCAGCCACACAGCGGCGCAUGAUAUAUAGGCAGAAUAGCAUUACCAGCAAAGGCAAGGAAGACUGGGAUGGUCAUUUCUGGCUUAUUAGCCGUUGUCAGCCACACAUACCCAACCCCGAAGUGUGGAACACCCGAGAUUCGAACUUGCAACCUGUUAGUUAGAAGUCCGAUGACCCAUUUAUAUAACAGUGAUUUCUAAGACACCAGAUGUCUCAUUCUGGGGAAGUUCGUGUUUGCACACUUGCUAAUUUCUUUCAUUGUCUAGACGUCUGCAUUUGGCUAUAGACCUCGAGAGUGAUAUUUUUGACCCUAUGUUCACCAUCUUCGUUUCCUUCGACUACAGGGGUUCAUUUGAGGUUAGGUGUCUACGCCGAAAAUAAUAUAUUUGGAAGUAUGCUUAGCUUACAUGUUCGCAUGGUGGCAGCGUACGCCGUAUAGCUGAAGAAAAAUGAAAAUAUAGUAGCGUUUUUCGGCAACAUAAUGGGAAUUAACUUCGAUUGAGUCGGUGAAAAUUUAAUCAUAAUGACGUAUGGAUAUACGGUCAAGGUGUCCAAUACUAAAACGACUCAGAGCUUAGUAGGAAACGUACAGUUUGUCGGUGUACACGUUAAUAUACGAUGACAUUAUUGGGUUGAUAAUAUUGUUACCGUUGUCACAGGCAUUAUGAACAGCGUUAGAGGGGCGCCCACCGAUCGUUUUUAUGGAACUCACUCGUUCUGUUGUGCCUUAGGGAUUCCUCUCUCGAGCCCAACUAGCAGCCGCACAGAGGCGCGCAGUAUAGGCAGAAUAGCAUUACCAACAAAGGCAAGGAAGACUGGGAUGGUCAUUUCUGGCCUAUUAGCCGUCGUCAGCCACACAUACCCAACCCGAAGGCAGAAGGAGAUAAUCGACAGUCGAGUGACCAUACCUGGCUUAUUAACUGUCAUCUAUCAGCUAUAUGAAAUAGAGUACAAGUACGCUCACCGACCACAUUAGGGGACAUACUCGCCCUGUUGUGACUUGAGGCUUAAUCUAGAGCCCUGCCAGAAGCCACACAGCAGCUAGGCAUAUGUACAGAAUGACAUUAUUGGCAAAUAUUGUUUCUGGCUUAAUAACCGUCCCGAGGUGUGGAAUACCUGAGGCUCGAUCCCGCGGCCUGUGGGUUACAAGUUAAACGCCCGAUCGCAGCCGACAGGAUAACGAGCUCGUGGUUCAACGUCUAAGGCGUUGGAGAUCUAAUCAACAAGUCACGAGCCUCAGGACUGCGUACCUCUGGGCUGGGUACGGCUGCUUGCUGACGGCUAAUAAGCCAGAAAUGGCCCAUUCAGUUCUCAUUGUCUUUGUCAGUAAUGCCAUUCUGCCAGAACUUCUCAAGCUGAGCCAAGAAGGGACUAAUGCUUGGCUCAUGGCACGUGUUGGUCUGUGUGGGGCCUUAACUAUGGCGUACGUAGACGGAGCCUUUCAUGUCACGCUAAACACUGCGCCCAACCUCGUUGCCUUGGAGAGGAAAGAGAAACCACUGUUGGUUUUUUCGUGCCGGACUUCAUAGAAGAGAAAUAAUAGACGGGGAGAAGACCGCGCAUAUAUACAGUAGGUGGGCUAACUCGUGAAAUGUCAACAGAAAUUCCGAAAUGUGUUUCCAUUUCGAAAAGAUUAACUAAGUAGGGUUUUAGAACUUAUCAGCCUUCAGCAUAAUUCUAUAAUAAUUCAGUAACCUAAAGAUAUCGGCUUUCGAACGAACUAAUCUCCGACUUCAUGCAAGAACUAGGCCCUGUAAAAAAUGACUACCAAUUGAGCAUGCAAUUUUCUCAUUGCUUUAAGAUGCCCUUGAAAAUUCAAUUAUAUUUCAUGGAAACCAUGCAUAAAAAUAUUCAUUCUUUUACUUAUUCGGUAGAAAAGUAGGUCUUCUUCCGAUUUUACACUCGAAAGAAGAAUAUAAUUCGGUUUUAAAAAAACUUUUAUAAUUCCCGAAUAAUUUUGAACCUGCUCUAACGUCACACUUGGAUUCAGGGUUUCCGAACUACAAGUUGUAUAUUUUCCGUGUACGGAAAACCAUACCUUUCUCUACGGUAUUAAGUGGACACCAUAAUGGGUUCAUAAAAUUAAGCAGUGACUUUGGGCAAUACUUUUAACUUUACAAGCCACAUUUGUAAAUGUAUAUACAUGACGUUCUAUGAACGGCCAUUUCACGGUAUUAAAAAAGUUCACAAUUAGAAACUUUUGGAAACCAAAUUAUACCCUUCCCUCGAGUAUCAAUUUGAAAGAAGACGUAAUCUGCUACCGAAUGAGCAAAAUAGUGAAUACUUUUAUGCAUGUUUUCUAUGAAAUAUAAUUGACUUUUCAAGGGCACCGAAAACCAAUGAGAAAAUUGUAUGCUACAUUGGUAGUCAUUUUUUACAGGGCCUAGUUCUUGCAUGAAGUCGGAGAUAAGUUCAUUCGAAAUCCGACAGCCUGAGGUAACUGAAUUAUUAUAGAAUUAUGUUGCAUUAUGAUUAGUUUCACAACCCUACAUAAUAAAUCGUUUCGAAACAAGAGCGCAUUUCGAAAUUUCGGUUGACAUUUCAUGAGUUAGCCCAACAAAACUUCAGAUCAAUGGUUGGCGGGAUUUAACAUGGAAUAUAAAGGCCAUCCGGUAUGAAUGGACAGUGAGAGAUUGUGCUACAAGUACCGCGAUGACACGGCUUAAGAUCACCAGAGCUAUUAGGUGGUCUGGGACGCUUAUUUCAUGGGGGUAUCUUUGUGCCUCUCCAACCAGCCAACGUCCAAAAGUAUACGAAAUAACUUCCUCUUUUGUUCUGAGCCUGCCAUCGCCCCAACAUAAAUUUGUUUUUCUUAUUACAAUUAUGACUAAGGAUCUCCUCUAGGGGUUCUUAACCUUCAGCGAGUACUAGAUCCUGCCGGACAACACACCUCCAGCCCCCGAUGGCAAGGUUCACAGUGUGGGUGAUUGUUCGAGUCCGAGGCAUGCUGGGUUAACCCAGUGGCCCACCUGUGCUCAAUGCUAACUACAAAACAGCCGUCGUUUUGCUACUGACCUAUCAAAAGAAAGCUGCUACAGAACAUCACCGAAGCACGCUUCUGCUUCUUAAUUUGGUAGCCCCGCCGAAAAUAUGGUCUCCAUCAACAGUAGACAGUCCGAAUAUCUACCAAACCGGGUGCAGUGGCGUACUCCCUUUAUGCAAGUCUCAACCGCUACCACACCUAAGUUUUUGUCCUCCUAUGGCUGGAGGCAGUAGAUGUGGAGACAGUACCAACGCAAAUUCUUCGGUCUUUAGUGCCAUUGAAGGGUUUCUGGGGACUUUGUGUUUUUACUAAUGUAACUCUGAGGUGCCCGCGCGGGCACAACGGAUUUGCUGUCAACUGCACAACCUCUCGUGACUGCUGCAGCUGAUUGGUCAGUUCGCAAAAAGAAACCUGUCCGCGAAUUCGGCCAUCCUCUCUGCUGUCUGGGCAGAGACCGGAAAUUGUCUGCUGAAAGUGCAGCAGGUGGCGUAUCCCAUAAAAUGUUAACCAAAAUUCUGAAAUGUGAGUUCAGUUAGGUAAGAUUCCUCGGGUGGGAUUCUAACACUGACUUGCCUUGUUUAAUUUCCGAGGAAAUUAGUGCGCGAACUUGGAGUAAAUCUUUCGAAACGGGCUUUUUCAGGCACGCUUCAAAUUUUGAUAUGAAUAUUUGAGCUGAAAUUCAUCAGCUACUGCGGAAUAACCACGUAAUAUUCACAAACCGCCAACAGGCAGCCAGUAGUAUAGAACUGUGCAAUGAUUUACCGUACCAACAACACAGGUAUUAGCUAAAAGCCCACUGGCAGUAUGUUAUUACCGAGGAAGACAAGGGAGACUGGAAUGGUCAUUUCUGGUUUAUGAGCAGUCUUCUGCCAGUCAUACCUAACCCCGAAGUAUGGAACCCCCGGGGGCUCGAACUCGCGACCUGUUGGUUAGAAGUCCACGCCUCUAACCACUGGGCCACGAGCCCGUUGCCCUGUCCCGGAGAUUUUCCAGCCCCGCUAAGAUACCGUCAUUUGAAUGCUCCUCUUUCCGGCCACCUGCAAGACCUACACCCGGUAAAAGGGACUGCUCAAGUAGCGCACACCUUUUUUCUUCGAUUUUCACGGAAGAAAUACAGCUUGUUGUUUUGAAACCCUGAAUGCAAUUGUGGCAGCAGGUCGGGUUCAAAAUUAUUCGGGAAUUAGAAAAGUUUUUGAAAACCGAAUUAUACUCUUCUUUCGAGUAUGAUAUUGGAAGAAGACGUGAUUUUCUACCGAAUAAGUAAAAGAAUGAAUAUUUUUAUGCAUGGUUUCCAUGAAAUAUAAUUGAAUUUUCAAGGGCAUCGAAAAUCAAUGAGAAAAUUGCAUACCACUUAAGUGGUCAUUUUUUGCAGAGUAUAGAUCUUGCAUGCAGUCGAACAUAAGUUCUUUCGAAAGCCAACACCUUGAGGUAACUGGAUCAUUAUAGAUUUAUGCUGCAUCAUGAUUAGUUUUACAACACUACUUAAUUUAUCUUUUCGAAACGAGAACGCAUUUCGAAAUUUUGUUUGACAUUUCAUGAGUUAGCACAUCUACUGUAGACUUAACUAUGUUUCUUGGACGGCAUAUAUGAAAAUGCCCUUUCUUGCAUUUUUUGGUUGCAAACCACUUCUUCCAUUUGUUAUGCUCAAGGAAAAGGUAGCUCGCAGUUUCAAAAAAAAAGUUUUUUAAUUCCCGCAUAGUUUGAAGUCAAAACUUCCGUUGCCCUUGCUUUUCGAAUUACAACUGUGCAGGCUAUAUACGUUCCAUGUGUGGAAAAUCCUAUAUCGUCCUUGUGCUGACAUGAAGACACCAUAUAGGACCCAUAAAAUGUUUCGGCGAAUGUGAACUGUGUUGUACGCUUCAUAAGGAGCAUCAAUAUGCAGACUGAUACGCUGAUAUUUGACUGAGCACUCUAUGACCAUACAAAUCUUACAAUUUUAAAUUCUUAGACUAAAAACUAACAUUCUGCCUACAUCAUGCGCCGCUGUGCGGCAGCUGGUUGGGAUCGAGGGAGAGGUCGUAAGACACAACGGAACGAGUGAGUUCCGUAUGAACGAUCGGUGAGCGCCUCCCCCCACCCCCUCUACCAUUGUACAUUCCCGACCGCAACCGACAGGACAAAGAAUCCGUGGCUCAGUGGUUAGAGGCGUUGGACUCCUAACCGAUCGCGAGUUCGAACCCCAGGUGUCCCACACCUCGGGAUCGAGUAUGUCUGCCUGACGACGGCUAAUAAGACAGGAAUAGUCAUUCCAGUCUCCUUUACCUUUGUCGUCAAUAACAUUCUGGCUAUAUCAUGCGCCGCUGUGUGGCUGCUGGUUGGGCUCAAGAGAAGGCCUGUAAGGCGCAACGGAACGAGUGAGUUCCGUAAGAACGAUCGGUGAGCGACCCUCUACCAUCAAAAACUAUUCCUUCGCACAUUAAAUUUAAGGAAAAAUUGACUUCCUGUAAAAUGAGCAUAAGAAAGGAUGUCUUUGUGUCCGCUGUCUAUUAGAUAUGUCUGAAAUGAUAAGGUGACAGAAAAGAGUGAGGAAAACUAUGUUACGUAAGUGGUCCUUUUUCACUAAAUUGUACUUUUUGAGAGCGUCUGAAAAAACUGGCGUCCUGGUGUGGCUGAGGCCUCUCGGGACUAGGCCGGGCGAUUAUCAGUAGUAGAACCCCACCUACGUUCUCAUUUUUAUACGAAAACACAGUUCAGAAUGUUUGUCUAUGCUAUGCGCUGCCUAUUGUGACGAUAAAGGUUGAGAUGUUUGGGCAGAUUUCAAAUGAUUCACUUUGACCCACUUGUGAAAAACUCCGUGCCCCUCCCCUUGCUGUCGCGGGUUCGAAUCCCACCGAGGCGCGGAGUUUUUCACAGUUGGGCCAAAGUGAAUAAAAGUUGAAUCAAACGACCUCGCAGCUGCGUCAGGCAGCGGCAUUAGAUCGGCGAAACACGCGUGCCUGGGCUUUUAGCUAAUACCUGUGUUGUUAGUACGGUAAAUCAUUGCACAGUUCUAUACUACUGGCUGCCUGUUGGCGGUUUGUGAAUAUUAAGCGGUUAUUCCGCAGUAGCUGGUGGAUUUCAGCUCAAAUAUUCAUAUAAAAAUUUGGAGCGUGCCUGAAAAAGCCCGUUUCGAAAGAUUUACUCCAAGUUCGCGCAUUAAUUUCCUCGGAAAUUAAACAAGGCAAGUUAAAACUGGAGUUCAUAUACCAGUAAACACACGGGGAAAGAUGGGGGACCCACUGACGAUCCGAACCCCUCGCAGCUGCGUCAGGCAGCGGCAUCAGAUCAGCGAAACACGCGUGUCUGAGCUUUUAGUUAAUACCUGCGUUGUUAGAACGGUAAAUCAUUGCACAGUUCAGUACUUUUAUAGGCACCUCAAGGACGAAUGUCCACGGAAGACGUUAGCAGUAGGAGGCGGGAUAGGGGUGGAACCUUUGGACUCGACAUCCCGACACAGUUCCUCAAAAGAAAGCACUUCGUUCGGUCAGGUGACUCAGAGAGAAUAUGUCUUAUGGAAGCGGUGGUGGUGGUGAAUGACCGCAGGCUCCUUUGAGAAAAAAGAGCAUGACGGCGCAUUUUGCCCAUUUUAGCGACAUUGUUAGUGUCCUAUUUAUCGGACAAAGUUAAGUUUCGGGGGCUCCCAUGAGCACUUCAAAAGAGCAUCUGGCGAGCAUACGCAUGCUUUUGAUAAAUUUUCAUCGGGCCUGUACAAUUACUUGGGAACGAGGCACAAACCGAAAAGUGCGCGCGAUAAGAGCAAUCGAUUACGGCUCGUCGUUUUAUGCAAACGGGGUGCGUAAAUAGAGGGGGGAGGGGGAGAGAGGAGGCAGUAAGUGACGGUGAGGGUUAGGUAGGGCCGUGUCACAGGGGGUGAAGGGGGACGGGGACGCGGAGACAUGCAUACAGUUAAUCGAUCCUGGCCCACGGCAGACGCGGAGCGUGCGAGAGGUCCUUCUGCGUGCACAGGACCGGCCCUGUAGCCUGAUGGCAGUCGCUUCUGCUUUUGCUGGUAAGCACUGACUCAGUGACUUAGGGUAGUUAGGCAGGACCUUGAAAAUCACACGGAAGGCUUUGUUGUGAUCCACACGAUGCCCAGAAUCAACCAUGUGUUCGAGGAUGGAGCUGUGUAUGCUCUUAACCUCCCCUUUCCCCGGCCAUGCCGGUAGGUGCUCUCGUCUUAUUGUGGAUAUGCGCCGACUCGUACGACCAAUGUGGCCUUCUCCACAGGAGUUAAGCUUGUCCACCCCAAAUCAUUAUGAUUCUAAUGUACGGCGAAUUUCUGAGUCGACACGCGGAAACGUAGAUCGAUCGUGCAUUUUCUUCAUCAACGAGUAGACAAACGAACAAUUAAAGCGAUACGCCAGUUUCCAGGUUGUCGGUAAAAUUAUUUUCCAGGACUGGGGACUUCCAUGGUGUUGCAGUCAUUAUAUUACCCUAUAUUCAUGCUCGGUCCUCAAACAGCCCCACUGCCAGUAAUCGCUCCCGGAGGUAAAUGGUUGGCUUUUCUAAAUGGCAAGCGAGUACAGCAUUCUGACCAAACUCUACAACUUAUAAAGCAGACCGUCUGGAAAUCCAAACAAUAUUCAUUUGAUUGUUUUCAGUUAAUUCGGCGUACGGUAACGAACGAAAAAGUCCAUUCGUUCGUAUUUGCCUUUAUUCCAGGUUAAUAAACGAGGAUAUUUGACCUAAUAUGUAGAAAUCUCAUUCUAGCCAGACAGUUGCUGUAAGCUUGAUGAUGGGCAUUUUUAAAUAAAGGGACACAGAUAUUGCCUUCCUUUACUAUGGCCUAUCUUUAAAAUGUCAAGCUUGAGACCUCGGAGAAGCGCCUUUGAGCCUCGGUAUUCGAACUCAUCGUGCUGACAAGAGGUCGCUGUUCACAAGUCAAGCUGUUCGGACGCCGUGUCGGUCUUCGCUGAUGGCGUCUCAGUCGCAGUGACCACGGAAGGAGUUAGAUUUCUCCCUGAAAUUGUGAACUAUUUCUAAUUCCUAAGUAGAUGCCUUCUGUUUAACUUAGGGUGUUCGACCUCAGUAAGGUCAUAUACGAACUUGAAUGACCCUCAAACCGGGAGAGGGGCGCUUAAGCAGAAUGAAAUUUUCAAAUCUCAAGGAGGUGGAAAUAAAGGAUGAUGAUGAUGAUGAUGAUGAUGAUGAUGAUGAUGAUGAUGAUGAUGAGGAGGAGGAGGAGGAGGAGGAGGAUGAUGAGUGGACCUAUUGA
Molecule: messenger RNA, 14038 nt
Organism: Spirometra erinaceieuropaei
Lineage: Eukaryota; Metazoa; Platyhelminthes; Cestoda; Diphyllobothriidea; Diphyllobothriidae
Source: the annotation of a GenBank genome assembly